Molecule: messenger RNA, 3020 nt
Organism: Melopsittacus undulatus (budgerigar)
Lineage: Eukaryota; Metazoa; Chordata; Aves; Psittaciformes; Psittaculidae
Gene: DNM3
Product: dynamin 3
Exons: 20
Coding region: 1-2562 (853 amino acids)
Biological process (GO): synaptic vesicle endocytosis; receptor internalization
Cellular component (GO): cytoplasm; microtubule; plasma membrane
Molecular function (GO): microtubule binding; GTP binding; GTPase activity
Source: RefSeq, a predicted model, not a curated record
AUGGAGGGGCUUAUCCCGCUUGUCAACCGGCUGCAGGACGCCUUCGCGGCGCUGGGCCAGAACUGCCUGCUGGACUUGCCGCAGAUCGCAGUGGUGGGCGGGCAGAGCGCCGGCAAGAGCUCCGUGCUGGAGAACUGCGUCUCCAGGGAUUUUCUUCCACGAGGUUCUGGAAUUGUAACAAGACGACCAUUGGUCCUGCAACUCAUCACUGCCAAAACAGAGUAUGCUGAAUUUCUACACUGCAAAGGGAAGAAAUUUACUGAUUUUGAUGAAGUUCGUCAGGAAAUUGAAGUAGAAACAGAUAGAGUAACAGGAGUGAACAAAGGCAUUUCUUCAGUUCCUAUAAACUUAAGAAUAUAUUCUCCACAUGUAUUAAGCCUGACCCUUAUUGAUUUGCCGGGAAUCACUAAAGUGCCAGUAGGGGAUCAGCCUCCAGAUAUUGAGCAGCAGAUCAGAGACAUGAUAAUGCAGUUCAUCUCUCGCGAAAACUGUCUGAUACUGGCUGUGACUCCAGCUAAUACUGAUCUGGCCAACUCGGAUGCACUGAAGUUAGCUAAGGAAGUGGACCCUCAAGGCCUUAGGACCAUCGGUGUGAUCACAAAACUGGAUCUGAUGGAUGAUGGAACAGAUGCAAGAGAAAUUCUAGAAAACAAACUACUCCCUCUUCGCAGAGGUUAUGUUGGUGUUGUAAACAGAAGCCAGAAAGACAUUGAUGGGAAGAAGGACAUUAAGGCAGCUCUUCUAGCAGAAAGGAAAUUCUUUCUUUCCCACCCAGCAUAUAGGCACAUGGCAGAUCGGAUGGGAACGCCCUAUCUCCAAAAAGUUCUAAACCAGCAACUUACCAAUCAUAUUCGGGAUACCCUGCCAGCCUUCAGAAGCAAACUUCAGAAUCAGCUGCUUUCUAUAGAACAUGAAGUAGAGGUAUACAAAAACUUCAGACCAGAAGAUCCAACCAGAAAAACUAAAGCCCUGUUGCAGAUGGUACAACAGUUUUCAGUGGACUUUGAAAAAAGAAUCGAAGGAUCAGGAGAUCAGGUUGAUACAUUAGAACUUUCAGGAGGUGCCAAAAUCAAUCGUAUUUUCCAUGAACGUUUUCCUUUUGAAUUAGUAAAGAUGGAAUUCAAUGAGAAGGAACUGCGGAGAGAAAUAAGUUAUGCCAUCAAGAACAUACAUGGUAUCAGAACAGGUUUGUUCACUCCAGAUAUGGCGUUUGAAGCCAUUGUUAAGAAGCAGAUAGUCAAGCUGAAAGGACCUUGCUUAAAAAGUGUGGAUCUGGUGAUGCAAGAGUUAAUCAACACUGUCAAAAAGUGCACUAAAAAGUUGGCAACAUACCCAAGGUUGUGUGAGGAAACAGAAAGAAUUGUUGCUGGUUACAUUCGUGAAAGAGAAGAGAAGACCAAGGAUCAGGUGCUGCUGCUGAUUGAUAUUCAGGUUUCUUACAUCAACACCAACCAUGAAGACUUCAUUGGCUUUGCAAAUGCUCAACAAAGAAGCAGUCAGGUUAACAAAAGUGCAGUGGGAAAUCAGGUCAUCCGGAAAGGCUGGCUGACCAUCAACAAUAUUGGCAUUAUGAAAGGAGGAUCCAAGGAAUACUGGUUUGUUCUAACUGCAGAAAGCUUGUCCUGGUAUAAAGAUGAUGAGGAAAAAGAGAAGAAGUAUAUGCUUCCUUUGGACAACUUGAAAGUGCGAGAUGUUGAAAAGAGCUUCAUGUCUAGCAAACAUAUCUUUGCAUUGUUUAACACAGAGCAGAGGAAUGUUUACAAGGAUUACCGUUUCCUUGAGCUAGCCUGUGACUCCCAAGAGGAGGUGGAUAGCUGGAAGGCAUCUCUGCUACGAGCCGGUGUCUAUCCUGAUAAAUCCUCAACUGAAAACGAUGAGAAUGGCCAAGCAGACAAUUUUUCAAUGGACCCCCAGCUGGAGAGACAGGUGGAGACAAUUAGAAAUCUUGUGGACUCAUACAUGUCGAUUAUCAACAAAUGUAUCCGCGACUUGAUACCGAAAACAAUCAUGCACCUUAUGAUCAAUAACGUAAAAGAAUUUAUCAAUGCAGAGCUCCUGGCUCACUUGUACUCUUCUGAGGACCAAAACACUCUAAUGGAGGAGUCGGCUGAACAGGCACAGAGGCGAGAUGAAAUGCUCCGCAUGUACCAAGCACUAAAGGAAGCCUUAGCAAUCAUUGGUGAUAUUAGCACUAGCACUGUCUCAACCCCUGCACCCCCUCCUGUAGAUGACUCUUGGCUUCAGCAGGCCCGCAGAUCACCUCCUCCAAGUCCCUCAACUCAGAGGAGGCCUACAUUAAGCAACCCCCCAACCAGACCUUUAUCUGGCCGAGGACCUGCUCCUGCAAUCCCAUCUCCAGGCCCUCUGUCAGGGGCUCCCCCAGUCCCAUUCCGCCCAGGACCAUUGCCUCAGUUUCCAAGUGGUGGUGAAGCUCUUGGAGGACCUCCCCAGGUUCCCUCUCGACCAACUCGGGCUCCUCCCAGUGUCCCAAGUCGAAGACCACCCCCUUCACCAACUCGGCCCAUUGUAAUUCGUCCAUUAGAUUCAUCCCUGUUAGACUAAAAGAAGUUUCUGGCAUGCCAUUCAUUGUUAACCAAAUAUGUGGAAAAAGAUGCUUGGUAACUGUUGCAAUAACCAAUGUAUAGUCACAUGUAUGGACAUCUAUAGGCAAGUAACCAAUUUUACUGAUACACUCUCUGUCCAUUCUGCAUUGUUUAUGAGAACUUAAAUGUUUUGGGAAGGUCUGUGCUGCCUUGACUGUUCCUUUUGCAAUAGCUGAUGUUAGCUAACUUACUGACACAUCUUCAUCCAGGCAACCAUGCUCACAGUCCUGUACAGAAAAUGAAGGGCUUGACUGUGUGUGUUUGUGUGUGUUGAUUUGACCUGCUUCUUUUCUCCCUCUUCUCUGAAAGGAACCUUGCUUUCAUUUGUACCUUUCAGGUUUUCUAUUGUUUGGAAUUACACAGUUACAUCCAUUUUCUCUUUUAAUGGCUAAACUGGGCAAAGAAAAGUGAUGUAGU